UACUCCUCUCCACAUGUAGAUGGCUAAAGCAAUGUCACAUAGAGGCAAAAGGUGUGGUGCAUAAGGAGACAAUGAGGUAUGAGAUCAUGUCACCUAAAGCUGAACAAACCAGCUUCAAGUUUGAUAAAAUAACUUGAAAACAGAAAAACUGUUAUUAUUGUUGACUACACCCUUUCUUCACACCUUUGUAAAGAGAACAUACCUAAGAUGAGGACAGGACAAAAAGUUUGAAAUAUGACCAACAGGGUGUGUGUUGUGGGUGGAGACACGUUUCGGUGGAAUUUAGGUGUCACACAUUCCCUGACAAGAGUGUCUCAAAUCAGGCAUUGCCCGAGCGAGCAACACAUCUGUGAUCAGCAACAGGUAAGCCAGUUUGUUCCUGUGCUCUCUUUGGAUUUUACUCUGUGACUCAACUGACAUAAAACUGUGCAUCUUUGAUUAUUAUAGGCACUAUCUGUUAACAGCAUACUGAACUGCUCCACUACAUUGUGAUACAGAUCUACAGUUUACACUUCUUUACACUUCUUGUGCUGUCACAGCCUUUACGAGCAACAACAUGAGUGAAUCAGCAGAGGCUUUGGCAGCUAACCAAACAAGCCGAAGAAAUGUCACCAUCGAGAUCACCAACCUCACCAAUAACUACUGCCUGAUUGACCCCAAGGUUUUCUUGGAGAGUGGAUGCUGCCAUAGUCCACCCCAGCCCACCGUGCGCCCACUGAAAACCGAGGUGUGCAACUUCAGCAAGACCAGCGCCAAAGCAUGCGGCACAGUUGGCGUUAUGACCUACGACCUCUUUGAGAGGACAAGCAACUCCGCUAAAGAGACAGUAGCAAUAAUGUUCUCUGUGCCCUACGACUAUAACAUGUACAAGAACUGGUUUGCCGUGGGGAUCUAUGAGAAGGGCAAAGAGUGCAAUGAGAGUCUAUACAAAGAGAUGUAUUACAACAAAGAGCAGAAGGGUUUCAUUCGAGAGGAGUGCCAUGGCAGCGGGAUCACGUUUGAGGGCAAGCAGCUUGACAUCAAGGCCACCAUGUCCCCGAUGGGCAGGGCCAUUAUGAAGGUGGAGCUGUGGGACAAGCUUUUUGCCCCCAUGACACAACGCCCUUACUGAGCUGUUAAUAGCAGAUUCAUCUUUGUCAACAUAAUCCUGUUUAACACACCGGUGUGUAGUGUUGAUAUGUUUCUCUCUCUGUACACUUGUGCCUUUGUGUCAUCUGUUCAUUGAAUAAAUCCUUAACAAGUGUGAUAUGACAAAGUGUGUCUUAGUGAUCAUUACAACAAAUAAAUGUCUUGGCAAAGCUUCAGAACAGCCGAGAUCAACUCAUGGAUCAAGGUAAUGUUUGUCUAAAUGAAUCGACUGCAAUUUAUUAACUUCUAUUCUUGAUUUCAACCACAAAUAUAGGUUUUAUUCACUUUCUAGUUGUUCAUACUCCACAACCAGCUCCUUAUGCAAAUUAUUGACUUUUAUUCUUGAUUUGAACCAUAAAUAUAUUUUCUACUCACUUUCUACUUGUUUACACUCCACAACCAGUACCUUAUGCAAAUUAUCGCAAUAGAAAAUAAACUUAAGUGAGGUUUCUGUUUUUUAUAUGAAUCUAAAUAAAGAUCAUUGACAUUAACUAGUGAAUCAUAAGAUAAAAGAAAUUCUUAUAAAAGAUAUUACAAGACAGUGAGGUCUGGCGUUUCUCUGAAGAAGCAACAAGGACACCACCUAGUGGUCAAAAGUAUUUGGUGCAUGUAUGGCUGGAAAUCUGCAGCUGAUCGAUUUUCAAACAAUGACAGUAUAUUAUAAAAUGAGAACCAUUAUAUCUAUAUUCUUACAAGGCAAAUUUCGAGACUAACACGAUUAACUCUACUCAAACAUCCAUUUCUUCUCUAUAUGUGUGGAUUCAUAGAUCCUUUUUCUGUGUGUGAUUAAGCUGAGACAUUUUUCUCUGCACGUCUGUGUUGCUUCUCCACAGUGCUGUCUGUUCUAGGUCAACUGUAGU
Scomber scombrus (Atlantic mackerel) is the source of this 1988-nucleotide messenger RNA. RefSeq names its product DELTA-actitoxin-Afr1a-like. Gene Ontology annotation, molecular function: channel activity. Gene Ontology annotation, biological process: pore complex assembly; monoatomic cation transport; cytolysis in another organism. Gene Ontology annotation, cellular component: pore complex. The transcript is spliced from 2 exons. Lineage: Eukaryota; Metazoa; Chordata; Actinopteri; Scombriformes; Scombridae. The record is from RefSeq and is a predicted model, not a curated record. Bases 557 to 1111 code for a protein of 184 amino acids.